This is a messenger RNA of Tachysurus vachellii, 1348 nucleotides long. RefSeq names its product monoacylglycerol O-acyltransferase 2 (gene mogat2). Gene Ontology annotation, cellular component: endoplasmic reticulum membrane. Gene Ontology annotation, biological process: diacylglycerol biosynthetic process; triglyceride biosynthetic process. The coding region runs from base 85 to 1092 and encodes 335 amino acids. NCBI's taxonomy places the organism in Eukaryota, Metazoa, Chordata, Actinopteri, Siluriformes, Bagridae. Gene Ontology annotation, molecular function: diacylglycerol O-acyltransferase activity; 2-acylglycerol O-acyltransferase activity. The transcript is spliced from 6 exons. The record is from RefSeq and is a predicted model, not a curated record.
CCCCACAGCAGUGAGCUCUGAUUCCUGGAUAGUUCCGUCACUCCUGCGUGUCUCUCGGCUCGGUUCGGUUUCUCUCGCCUGGUCAUGAUGAUUAACUUUGCUCCAUUGAGCGUUCCUCUGAGGAGGCGGCUCCAGACGGCCGCCGUGCUGCAGUGGGUCUUCUCCUUCCUCGCUCUGGCUCCAUGCUGCAUCCUGCUCUUUAUCUACCUCCUGUUCACACGCUUCUGGUUGGUCAGUGUGCUCUAUGCUACCUGGUGGUUUGUGGAUUGGGACACGCCAUCUCACGGUGGGAGAAAAGUUCCCUUCAUGUGUAACCUCUCAAUGUGGAGAUACAUGAAGGACUAUUUCCCCAUUCAGCUGGUGAAGACAGUAGAUUUGGACCCUCGGCAGAACUACGUGAUGGGGUUCCACCCUCACGGUAUCCUGGUGGCCGGAGCCUUCACUAACUUCUGCACACAGGCUACAGGCUUCGAGCAGAUGUUCCCUGGCCUGAAGAGCUACCUGCUCAUGCUGCCCCUGUGGUUCAGAGCUCCUUUCUUCAGGGACUACAUCAUGUACGCAGGACUGGUCCCCUCUGAUAAAGACAGUGCGAGUUACCUGCUGCGUAGUGAAGUGGGCGGGAAUGCGGUGGUCAUUGCGGUGGGUGGUGCUGUGGAGGCUCUGGACUCUCAUCCAGGAACUCACAUUGUCCUGCUGGCCAAUAAAAAAGGCUUCAUCAAACUUGCAAUGGAGCAUGGUGCUAGUCUGGUUCCUGUGUACUCUUUUGGAGAGAACGAGGUGUUUGAUCAGGUCUCCAACCCCCAGGGGACCUGGUUACGGUGGACACAGGACCACCUGCAACGCCUCAUGGGUAUUUCACUUCCUCUGUUCCAUGCUCGAGGGAUUUUUCAGUACAGCUUUGGCCUCAUGCCCUACAGGAAGCCCAUCAACACCGUGGUUGGAAAACCAAUCAGCGUGCAGAAAAAAGAGAAGCCGAGCAUAGAGGACCUGGAUGCUCUGCACGAGCUCUACAUGGACGAACUCACACAGCUGUUCGAGGAGCACAAGAGAAACUACGGUGUACCUGAGGACACACACCUGGUCUUCAUCUGAGCCACAGAAAGAAGAGAAAGAGAGAGAGGGAGAGAGAGAGAGGGAGAGAGAGAGGGAGAGAGAGAGGGAGAGAGAGAGUAUGAGCUGCCAUAAAGACCUAUAAGUUUGUAAGAUGUGGAUGCUGAUCUGCUGUGACGUGUGACUGUGGUCUCAGGAAUGUUGUGGAGAUUCAUCAUGUCCAGAUUCUGUAAAAUGUCCAAUCUUUUAUUUAAUAUGUACCAUUUUUAAAAAGUUUAAUUAAAACGAUUCAGUGUUA